This is a messenger RNA of Knipowitschia caucasica, 1332 nucleotides long. NCBI's taxonomy places the organism in Eukaryota, Metazoa, Chordata, Actinopteri, Gobiiformes, Gobiidae. The record is from the annotation of a GenBank genome assembly.
AUGACCGCGCUGUCCAAAGUCUACGGAGACGUGUUCAGUCUGUUUGCGGGUCCCACUCUCAUGGUCGUGCUGAACGGGUACAAAGUGGUCAGAGACGCGCUGUCAAACCAUCCAGAAGUGUUCUCGGACAGACCAGACAUCCCGGCGAUCGCCAUCAUGACCAAACGCAAAGGCAUUGUUUUCGCCCCUUACGGACCUGUGUGGAGAAAGCAGCGUAAAUUUUGCCACACUACGCUGAGAAACUUUGGCCUUGGGAAGUUGAGUUUGGAGCCGUGCAUCUUGCAAGGCCUGGACACUAUCAAGUCCCAGUUGCUGCAAGAGCGUGGAGCUGGUGGUGUAGACCUGGCUCCUCUUAUAAGCACAGCCGUAUCUAACGUCAUUUGCUCCAUGGCUUUAGGUCAACGCUUCCACCACGACGACCAGGAGUUCCGCACAUUACUCAACCUGAUGUCCCGCGGGCUGGAGAUUUGUGUCAACAGCCCAGCGGUGCUCAUCAACGUCUUCCCCCUGCUCUACUAUUUGCCGUUUGGUGUUUUCCGGGAGUUACGGCAAGUGGAGAGAGACAUCACAGUGUUCCUGAAGAGGAUUAUCCAAACGCACAGGAAAUCGCUGGAUCCAGGCAACCCCCGCGAUCUGGUUGACAUGUACCUGCUGGAGAUGUUGGCCCAGCAAGCCGCCGGAGAGCCCGACACCAGCUUCACGGAGGAUUACCUCUUUUAUAUAAUAGGAGAUCUUUUCAUUGCUGGCACCGACACCACCACUAAUUCAGUCCUGUGGAUUCUGUUGUACAUGGUCUUAUACCCUAACAUACAAGAACAAGUGCAGAAAGAGAUUGACGCCACAAUAGGCCGACAUCGUUCCCCAUCCAUGACUGAUAAGGGCAGUCUCCCUCUCACUGAAGCCAUGAUCAUGGAGGUCCAGCGGCUCACUGUGGUGGUUCCUCUGGCUAUUCCCCACAUGACCUCCAUGGACACAGAGUUCUGUGGGUAUAAUAUUCCCAAAGGCACAGUGAUUAUACCCAACCUUUGGUCAGUACAUAGAGAUCCAACAGUAUGGGAUGAGCCUGAUCGCUUCAAUCCUGCACGCUUCUUGGAUUCAGAAGGAAAACUGCUGAGGAAAGAGUACUUCAUACCUUUUGGGAUUGGUCGCAGAGUGUGCAUGGGCGAGCAGCUGGCCAAGAUGGAGUUAUUCCUGAUGGUGACCAGUUUACUGCAGACAUUCACAUUUAGUUUACCGGAAGGACUGGCUCCUCCCUCUCUGCAAGGACGCUUCGGCCUGACCCUGGCUCCUUCACCUUUCACUGCGUGUGUUAAUCCACGGAGCUCAAGAUAA